Molecule: messenger RNA, 427 nt
Organism: Arabidopsis lyrata subsp. lyrata
Lineage: Eukaryota; Viridiplantae; Streptophyta; Magnoliopsida; Brassicales; Brassicaceae
Product: dolichyl-diphosphooligosaccharide--protein glycosyltransferase subunit 4B
Exons: 2
Coding region: 115-222 (35 amino acids)
Source: RefSeq, a predicted model, not a curated record
GUCAACCACCUCCUUAACCAGAGACUUUCUUCUUCUUCUUCUUCUUCACUUGCGAUCUGCUUCGUAGAGUCGAUAGAGGGAAGAAGCAAGUCUGUAUUUUUUGAGCUCUCGAAGAUGUUUGAUGACCAAGACCUCGGCUUCUUUGCCAAUUUUCUGGGGAUUUUCAUCUUCGUAAUGGUCAUUGCAUACCAUUUCGUGGUGGCGGAGCCAAAAUUCGAAUGAAAAUGAGGUUUCAUCUUUGUUGAUUUCUAAAAAAACACUUAUAAAUGUGUCAGAAUCAACAUGUCUUAAGCAUUCCAUAGGCUGUGAUGUUUCGCCAAUAGAUGAGUAAUCAAUGUAUUUUGACAAUGUGGUUUUGGUUUGGAUGGAUAAAGAGUUACAGACAUCUUUUUCCUAGUGGUUCAAUCGUUCAUGUUUUAGUAUGCAA